AAGAGCGUUUGCUAAAUGACUAACAUGUAAGUGUCUUGAUGUUUGAUCCUGUGUGCUUCAGUAAACCCCAGCAGUACAAGAUGGCUCGGUACUGUGAGGAGAUCUUUGGAGACUACCUACUGAGGCAUCCUCUCGAGGGAUACCCUGUGAGCCAUCUACCUUCUACCACACUAUACCUGUCUGUCUCCUGUUUAGUGUCUGUAUCUGUAUCGUGUCUGAUAGCAGAUGAUGGUUGAACAUAAUAAAGAAUAUGUAUGUAAUGUUUCCAUGCUACAAAAAAUGUACCAUUUACCAUAAAUGUCUUCUGCCAUUUUGUAAAAAACUAAACAUUUGUUGUUGUUGCCAGGUGGAAGCGGGCCGUCCCUUGCCUUCUCCCAUUGACCUCAAACGCAAAAUCCUCAUCAAAAACAAACGCUUGAAACCCGAGGUGGAACAGAGUACGUAUACAGUGGCAGUCAACUUUAUGCAAGAAUAGUUUUAUAUCUGUAGUUUCUUACAGAUGUUGCUACUGCUGGACUUACCUGUUCUCUGUCACUCUGUAUGGUGGUUUUAUUGACGUACACUAUGAUUGACUUGGGUUGUUGUUGUUGUUGUUGUGUUCUACAGAGCAGCUAGAGUCCUUUAAGAAGCACAUGGAGGCUGGAGAGACCAACACACCAGCCAUCUUACUGGGAGCAGAGACAGAGGAAGAUGUGGAGAAUGGUGAGCGUGUGUGUGUGUGAGUGUGUGUGUGUGCAGAUGCACACGUGUUUAUGUGUGUGUACACAAGGGUUCUUCUUUUCCUUCUUGUUCUGGUGUGUAGUGACUUUGGAGACUGAGAUAUUCAGUCACUUUGUAUCGGUUCACUAGAGGAUGUGUGUGUCUUUGUGGCUGUGUGUGUGUGUGUGUGUUGGAGGGUAACCGUGUGUGUUGGAGGGUAACCGUGUGUGUUGGAGGGUAACCGUGUGUGUUGGAGGGUAACCGUGUGUGUUGGAGGGUAACCGUGUGUGUUGGAGGGUAACCGUGUGUGUUGGAGGGUAACCGUGUGUGUUGGAGGGCAACCGUGUGUGUUGGAGGGCAACCGUGUGUGUUGGAGGGUAACCGUGUGUGUUGGAGGGUAACCGUGUGUGUUGGAGGGUAACCGUGUGUGUUGGAGGGUAACCGUGUGUGUUGGAGGGUAACCGUGUGUGUUGGAGGGCAACCGUGUGUGUUGGAGGGUAACCGUGUUGUGUGUUGGAGGGUAAACCGUGUGUGUUGGAGGGUAACGUGUGUGUUGGAGGGUAACUGUGUGUUGUGGAGGGUAACCGUGUGUGUUGGAGGGUAACCGUGUGUGUUGGAGGGUAACCGUGUGUGUUCCUGUAUCUCUAUCUCUAGGUGAUGUGAAGGAGUUGAACCCUGACUUGAAGAUCAGUACAUCAGAGGAGCCUAGUGAAGACAACAGCCUCAGCACCAGUGUCAGUGUGAAGAAAGAAGGAGAGGAGAAGGAGAGAGACAACAGCAUCAAAAAGGUAUACAUUUUGUAAAUGGAAUUUGUGUUUUGAGCUAAGACUUAGGGCUUUAUUUGAACAAACCUAACGCAAUGGUAGAUACAAGUGCUGGUGGUAGCGCUAUAGGUCCAGGAGUGUGUCAGAAAUAUUUUUGCGAUUUUCACAGCCGUUAUUAUGAGCACAGUAGCUGGCGGUGGCGUGAAAGGGCUGGGUUUUAAUGAAUAAACAAGUUGUAGGUGUGACGAAGGCUUGGCCACUCACUGGCCAAUCAAGGCGUUCCAUGGCUUAAUACUGCAUGCGUUUGUCUCAAGUUCUGUAGGUUAUUGACGGUCUUUGCGUUGUCAUUGACUCCAGUUCGGCCGGGGGCACGGAAUAUUCUGUCCUAGUCCAUUGUGGAUUGAUACUACAGUUUAUUAAAUAGCAUAUGCUACAGUAACGAGUAAAAAAUAUAUAUAUCCCGUGUUUGCUCUAUAUGUUUGCAGUGUUCACAGUCAACAUUGUUGUGAUUGGCUUCAAUGAGUAUAGGCCUUUACGCCAGUGGCGGUCAUUACCGUUUCAGAUGAGGGAGGAUUUUUUUUUUUUCAUGAGCAUAGCCUUAUUUCUAUUACAGCAUAUUGGAUGACUCUCAUUCAUAUUCCAUUCACCCAGUUCAAUGUAACAGCGAUAGGUUUAGGCUACUACAUGAUAUUCAAAUUGUCCCUAUACCCAUCAUGAGGUUGCUACAACCUAGCCUAUGAAUGAAAGUUUACAACGUAGGUGCACACAGGUUGAGAGACAAAUUUGAUGUGACAGACAGUGACAUUCAAUACCGCCUUGCACACUCUUGCCUGCAUCUAGCUCAUAGUGGGUGUAAUCAUUAGUCCAACAGUUGCAAACAAGAGUUUCUAUUGGACAAAUUCAGGUAUGUUUAUCCCAGUUUUGUUCCAUUUGCUUCUGUUUAAGAAACGUUUUUCAACAUAAUCGGCAGAAUGAAUACACCCCUGAUCACGCGUAAACCCAGUUCACCGUUUCAUAGCAGCCACGUUGUAUUGCUUCUCGCAUCAACAUUAUGCGCUCUCCUCCUUUCACCUCUUCCCUUUGCUUGUGGACUUCAAUGCAUAACACAUCAGUUGUACAGUGAGGGAAAAUAUUAUUUGACCCCCUGCUGAUUUUGUUAGUUUGCCCACUGACAAAGAAAUGAUCAGUCUAUAAUUUUAAUGGUAGGUUUAUUUGAAUAGUGAGAGACAGAAUAACAACAAAAAAAUCCAGAAAAACGCAUGUCAAAAAUGUUAUAGAUUGAUUUGCAUUUUAAUGAGGGAAAUAAGUAUUUGACCCCCUCUCAAUCAGAAAGAUUUCUGGCUCCCAGGUGUCUUUUAUACAGGUAACGAGCUGAGAUUAGGAGCACACUCUUAAAGGGAGUGCUCCUAAUCUCAGUUUGUUACCUGUAUAAAAGACACCUGUCCACAGAAGCAAUCAAUCAAUCAGAUUCCAAACUCUCCACCAUGGACAAGACCAAAGAGCUCUCCAAGGAUGUCGGGGCUACAAGACCAUCGCCAAGCAGCUUGGUGAGAAGGUGACAACAGUUGGUGCGAUUAUUCGCAAAUGGAAGAAACACAAAAGAACUGUCAAUCUCCCUCGGCCUGGGGCACCAUGCAAGAUCUCACCUCGUGGAGUUGCAAUGAUCAUGAGAACGGUGAGGAAUCAGCCCAGAACUACACAGGAGGAUCUUGUCAAUGAUCUCAAGGCAGCUGGGACCAUAGUCACCAAGAAAACAAUUGGUAACACACUACGCCGUGAAGGACUGAAAUCCUGCAGCGCCCGCAAGGUCCCCCUGCUCAAGAAAGCACAAAUACAUGCCCGUCUGAAGUUUGCCAAUGAACAUCUGAAUGAUUCAGAGGAGAACUGGGUGAAAGUGUUGUGGUCAGAUGAGACCAAAAUGGAGCUCUUUGGCAUCAACUCAACUCGCCGUGUUUGGAGGAGGAGGAAUGCUGCCUAUGACCCCAAGAACACCAUCCCCACCGUCAAACAUGGAGGUGGAAACAUUAUGCUUUGGGGGUGUUUUUCUGCUAAGGGGACAGGACAACUUCACCGCAUCAAAGGGACGAUGGACAGGGCCAUGUACCGUCAAAUCUUGGGUGAGAACCUCCUUCCCGCAGCCAGGGCAUUGAAAAUGGGUCGUGGAUGGGUAUUCCAGCAUGACAAUGACCCAAAACACACGGCCAAGGCAACAAAGGAGUGGCUCAAGAAGAAGCACAUUAAGGUCCUGGAGUGGCCUAGCCAGUCUCCAGACCUUAAUCCCAUAGAAAAUCUGUGGAGGGAGCUGAAGGUUCGAGUUGACAAACGUCAGCCUCGAAAACCUUAAUGACUUGGAAAAGAUCUGCAAAGAGGAGUGGGACAAAAUCCCUCCUGAGAUGUGUGCAAACAUGGUGGCCAACUACAAGAAACGUCUGACCUCUGUGAUUGCCAACAAGGGUUUUGCCACCAAGUACUAAGUCAUGUUUUGCAGAGGGGUCAAAUACUUAUUUCCCUCAUUAACAUGCAAAUCAAUUAAUAACAUUUUUGACAUGUGUUUUUCUGGAUUUUUUUGUUGUUAUUCUGUCUCUCACUGUUCAAAUAAACCUACCAUUAAAAUUAUAGACUGAUCAUGUCUUUGUCAGUGGGCAAACGUACAAAAUCAGCAGGGGAUCAAAUACUUUUUUACCUCACUGUAUGUGACCAGGCGAAAAAACCUUUCCAAGCCAAACCGCUACACACAGCCUACAUCAUUGUCACGAUAUUAGCUAAAGUAACGUCAGUCAGCAUAGCUAAGAGAACUAAUGCGUUAGUAAACCCGCUACAAUCAUGCAGUAACAUUAUCAGUAAGCAGUUAUACAGGCGGGCCCCGGUGGCAAUAAAUUAGUAAAACCAAAAGCUUACCUUGACUUGGAAGAGUUCCAGUGUUGUUUGAUAGUCAUAGCCAGCUACCUAACAUAGCAUCCCUCUGUUCGAGCAGGGUGUUUCAGUAGGCUAAACUAGCUAGCUGCAUUUUCUAGCUAAGUAAGUGAAACUGAAAGUGGAAAAAAAAUGACAAUCUCUCUCUCUCUCUCUAUUUCUCUCUUGCUUCUCCUUCAUUUAGGAAGAAAUUAAUUUGUUCUAAACUGUUCAACUAUUUUCUUUCUCUCUCUUUGAGUCAACUACUCACCACAUGUUAUGCACUGCAGUGCUAGCUAGCUGUAGCUUAUGCUUUCAGUACUAGAUUCAUUCUCUGAUCCUUUGAUUGGGUGGACAACAUGUCAGUUCAUGCUGCAAGAGCUCUGAUAGGUUGGAGGACAUCUUCUGGAAGUUGUCAUAAUUACUGUGUAAGUCUAUGUAAGGGGGUGAGAACCAUGAGCCUCCUAGGUUUUGUAUUGAAGUCAGUGUACUCAGAGGAGGAUGGAAGCUAGCUGUCCUCCGGCUACACCAUGGUGCUACCCUACAGAGUGCUGACGAGGCUACUGUAGACCUUCUUUGCAAAACAGUGUGUUUUAAUCAAUGAUUUGGUGACGUGAUUAUAUUUAGUAUAGUUUUAUCAAAAACGGAUAACUUUUUUAAUUUUUUUAAUGUAAAAUGUUCAUGCAAUUCACUGAGGAGGAUGGCUGAGGAGCCUCCACUGCUUUACGCAUCGUACUUCUCCUCAAAUACAAAAUGACUAGGUUACAAUAAAUUAAAUUGUAUGUGUGAAGCACGUUCUCAAUAAGCAGGAUAUAGCCCAGGCCUACCGUUGAUACUGUAUUAUAGGACUGAAUCGUUUUAAUACGUUUGGAGGAGCGUCUUUGGUAACCUGACAAGAGGCUCUUGGGGAUGGAUACAAGCCGAACGGAGUAGCCUAUGCACUGCAGGUAGGCCUAUGUGAAUUGUGAAUAAGGCAAAAGGAUGUCGGCAAAAAGCCUCACGAGUAGACCAUUUCGAAACCUUUUAUGGAUAGGCUACUUGGCUAAUAUAUGGCCAGGAUAAGGAAGAUACCAGACGCAUUGCUGUUGAACCAGCUUUCGUUAUAGGAUAUAAUAUAGUUAUCAAACGGAAAAGAAGCAAUUGUUACAGGAAGGUAACUUACAGUGCAUUCGGAAAGAAUUCAGACCCCUUUACUUUUUACAGCCUUAUUCGAAAACUGAUUAAAUACAUUUUUUUCCUCAUCAAUCUACACACAAUAUCCCAUAAUGACAAAGCAAAAACAGGUAUUUUAAAUGUUUUGGCUAAUAAUAAUACAAAAUAUUAAACAUUUACAUAAGUAUUCAGACCCAUUGCUAUGAGCCUCGAAAUUGAGCUCAGGUGCAUCCUGUUUCCAUUGAUCAUCCUUGAGAUGUUUCUACAAGUUGAUUGGAGUCCACCUGUGGUAAAUUCAAUUUAUUGGACAUGAUUUGGAAAGGCACACACCUGUCUAUAUAAGCUCCCACAUUUGACAGUGCAUGUCAGAGCAAAAAUCAAGCCAUGAGGUCGAAGGAAUUGUGCGUAGAGCUCCGAGACAUUAUUGUGUCGAGGAACAGAUCUGGGGAAGGGUACCAACAUUUCUGCAGCAUUGAAGGUCCCCAAGAACACAGUGGCCUCCAUCAUUCUUAAAUGGAAUAAGUUUGGAACCACAAAGACUCUUCCUAUAGCUGGCCACCCUGCAAUCAGGGGAGAAGGGCCUUGGUCAGGGAGGUGACCAAGAACCCGAUGGUCACUCUGACAGAGCUCCAGAGUUUUUCUGUGGAGAUGUGAGAACCUUCCAGAAGGACAACCAUCUCUGCAACACUCCACCAAUCAGGCCUUUAUAGUAGAGUGGCCAGACGGAAGCCACUCCACAGUAAAAAGGCACAACAGCCUGCUUGGAGUUUGCCAAAAGGCACCUAAAGGCUCUCAGACCAUGAGAAACAAGGUUCUCUGGUCUGAUGAAACGAAGAUUUAACUCUUUGGCCUGAAUGCCAAGCGUCACGUCUGGAGGAAACCUGGCACUAUCCCUACGGUGAAGCAUGGUGGUGGCAGCAUCAUGCUGUGGGGAUGUUUUUCAGCGUCAGGGACUGGGAGACUAGUCAGGAUCGGGGGAAAGAUGAACGGAGCAAAGUACAGAGAGAUCCUUGAUGAAAACCCGCUCCAGAGCACUCAGGACCUCAGACUGGGGCGAAGGUUCACCUUCCAACAGGACAACGAAAUCAGCACACAGCCAAGAAAUCGCAGGAGUGGCUUCGGGACAAGUCAACAAUUUAAUCCAUUUUAGAAUAAGGCUGUAACGUAACAAAAUGUGGAAAAAGUCAAGGGGUCUGAAUACUUUCCGAAUGCACUGUACACGGGUGAAAUGCUGUUUCAGCCAAUCAGCAUCCAGGACCAAAAUGACCCAGUUUAUAAUGAACUAUUGUUGUGUGUUCAGGUUGUGGAGGAGGAUCCAACAGAGAUGUCUGAGGCCACAGAAGCAACAGAUGCCACAGACAUCUCAGAGGCUUCUGAGGAAAACAACAUCAAGAAGGUAUGGGAGUUGGUUCAGCUGCUCUUCCUCUCUUUACUGGUCACAAACUAGCCUUUUCUCUCCCUACUGUUGAGUGUGAAGCCUUUUCUCUCUCUACUGUUGAGUGUGAAGCCUUUUCUCUCUCUACUGUUGAGUGAAGCCUUUUCUCUCUCUACUGUUGAGUGUGAAGCCUUUUCUCUCUCUACUGUUGAGUGUGAAGCCUUUUCUCUCCCUACUGUUGAGUGUGAAGCCUUUUCUCUCUCUACUGUUGAGUGUGAAGCAUUUUCUCUCUCUACUGUUGAGUGUGAAGCCUUUUCUCUAAGCUCUAGCCAGUGUAAAGCUCUUUCUCUGGUCAUUUAUAUAUUUAUAAUGAGAGUGUUCCUAACUAACUUGAUGUGCUUUAGAACUACUUUAUGUGCUCUCAGACUGGAGGGUUAUGUGUGUACAGUGUGGAGACUGGAAUACAACGGAGAUGUGUGAGUGUAAAACGACAGUGUGUUUUCUGCUCCUGUGUAGACUGGAGAGACGACGGAUGACGAGGAGGCUCUCAUAGCCUCGUACACGUACGUAGGAGCCACCACCAACAUCCACCCCUACCUCUCUGCCAUGGUCAACUACGCACAGCCUGUCAAGUUCCAGAGCUUUGAUGUCGCAGAAGGUAACCUUCAAUUUCAGUUAAGAUUAAUGAACUGGUUUAGUGAUUGUCUAGUUACGGCGAUUGUUAAACUUCUAGAACUUGUACUGUAAAAUGAAGCUGGUUCAGAUGGUUUUAGUUACUUGAGCUUUCAUGGUGCAACAUCAGAGUUGUGGGUUGUGUGGUACACUUCUAGAUGUGUCAAAUACAUUAAUCAGAUGAGCUCUCUCUCUCUCUCUCUCUCUCUCUCUUCCUCUCUCUCUCUCUCUCUCUCUUCCUCUCUUCCUCUCUCUCUCUCUCUCUCUCUCUCUCUCUUCCUCUCUUCCUCUCGCUCUCUCGCUCAUUUUAACUCUACUGUCUCUUCUCCCUCCAGAGAGGAACAUCCACCACAACAUGUCGUCAUUUAACGAGUCAGUGGGUCUGGGUUAUCUGAAAACCAACGCCAUCGAGUUUGUCAAGUAUCCUUUGGUCCAGUGUCAACACUCACACAGCAUGUAAAUGCACAUAGACAAUAUAGACAAAAUAAAGACACAUUCACCCCAAAACUACAUUUAUCCAAUAUUUCCUGACCUGUGAAGUAGUCAAGAUGAGUCCAUAGUCCUUCAUGCUACUAUUCAUCUUAAUGAAUUACAGCAUGAAAAGUGACUGACUCCCUAGAUUUUCUAGACAAAAAAAACAGUAUCCAAAGUGGGUCCCUUGGACGCGUCCUUUUUAUCCACGCCAAACUUGGUGCAAAACCACGCCCACAGGUAACCAAGCAACAUUCAUAGCCGAGCUGAUUGGUCGGAGUUCGGAUGUUCCCUGUGAUGAAGUAAAUGCUUGUGAGAAAGGACGAACGCUGUAGAGGGAAUCCCCUCUGAGUUUCCUCGUGCCUGCCAUGCCACAAACCGUGGGAGAUGCGUAGUUGCGCGGCCUCGUUUUAAAUUAGCUCAAUGAAAGGGAAGCAACAAGUGACUCUGUAAAUAGCUAACAUUACAUGAUUGUUAGUAAUAGUGAAUCAAUGGAGCUAGCUUUGCCCAUUCAGCUAGAGCUAGCUAUGCAGCAUCUUAGUUGCCAACUACCACAAAUAUCAUGUAACUAAGUAUCUCAAUUGUCCUUUCGUAAACACUUAGAUAACCACACUAAGCUAACACUAGACAACACACACUACUAGACAGCAGCCCAAUCGGUGUUGUAAGAUAGCAAUAACACUUGAUAUAAUUCACAGAUUACUUACCUCCACAAACAAUGCAACUAUCCAUGAAGUCGAUACUAUUCAUCUGGCCAGUCAGGCUGGCUGCAAUCACUCACUAAAAAGCUACAUAGUUAAAUGGAACUUCAUAUCCAAAUUUGGGAAAAUGCAAGGUAUUGUUGCCAAUGUUUUGUUGGGGAUUCUGUCUCUUGUGUUCUUCCUUCUCUCGGACGUCUUUACUUCUCACAAGGGAACAAUUGAACUCUUCCCAAUCAGCGCGGCGUUGAAUGUUGCUAGGUUUCUCGUAGGCGCGGUUUUGCACCAAGUUUGGCGUGGAUAAAAAGGACACCCCCUGGACAAGAACUUUCCAUGUUGCAACAGUUGUAACUUUGCAGUUUGAGGCCAUGAUAUGAGGCUAGACUGCUGUAUACUAGACGUUGUUUGUUUACAGUCUCCAUCUGUGGAAAACUGCCUUAGCUCCUCUGGGAGAGACCGAUGUGCCUUUGGAAUGGAGAACACACACACACAUUCCAGUGGGAAUGCAGGACACAAGCUGUUCCCUUCUAAAAAUAGGUCUGCGGCCCGUUCGACUCGCUACACACACACUUGAACACACACACACAGAAACACACCACUGUUUCAACUUCCAGACCUCAGGUGCUGUACCAUGUAGUCCUACUGAACAAACAUCAUAGAUGCAUACACCAGACACACACACACACACACACACACACACACUCUUUCCCUCCCUCUGUCCCUGUGUUAAGUCCUGAGUGUUUGCGUCCAGCUACAACAAGCGUCAGAUGAGUCGGAUCUAUCCUAAAGGAGGCAGGGUGGAUUCCAGUAAUUACAUGCCUCAGAUCUUCUGGAACGCAGGCUGCCAGAUGGUCUCCCUUAACUACCAGACCCCAGGUACUGUACUGGAGCAUGUUAACCCUACUGCACAUACAGACUCAUACCUAGAUUCACAUGUGACACACACACCCCUCACAUAACCCUAUUCCACUGUUUCUCUGUAAUUCUCCUGUCUGAGGGUUGAGAGAUUGAACACACACACACACACACACACACAUACAUGGAUAUAUUCACAUGCGACACACACACAUACAUGGAUAUAUUCACAUGCGACACACACAUACAUGGAUAUAUUCACAUGCGACACACACACAUACAUGGAUAUAUUCACAUGCGACACACACACAUACAUGGAUAUAUUCACAUGCGACACACACACAUACAUGGAUAUAUUCACAUGCGACACACACACAUACAUGGAUAUAUUCACAUGCGACACACACACAUACAUGGAUAUAUUCACAUGCGACACACACACAUACAUGGAUAUAUUCACAUGCGACACACACACAUACAUGGAUAGAUUCACAUGCGACACACACACAUACAUGGAUAUAUUCACAUGCGACACACACACAUACAUGGAUAUAUUCACAUGCGACACACACACAUACAUGGAUAUAUUCACAUGCGACACACACACAUACAUGGAUAUAUUCACAUGCGACACACACACAUACAUGGAUAUAUUCACAUGCGACACACACAUACAUGGAUAUAUUCACAUGCGACACACACACAUACAUGGAUAUAUUCACAUGCGACACACACAUACAUGGAUAUAUUCACAUGCGACACACACACAUACAUGGAUAGAUUCACAUGCGACACACACACAUACAUGGAUAUAUUCACAUGCGACACACACACAUACAUGGAUAUAUUCACAUGCGACACACACAUACAUGGAUAUAUUCACAUGCGACACACACACAUACAUGGAUAGAUUCACACACUACAUAUUAUUACCCCCUACAACACACAUGCUCUUACAGACAGGCUCUCGCUCUCUCUCUCUCUCUCUCUCUCUCUCGCGCUCUCUCUCGCUCUCUCUCUCGCUCUCUUCUCUCAGCUCUCUCUCUCUCCUUCUCUCUCUCGCUCGCGCUCUCUCGCUCCUCAGUUCUCUCUCGAAUCUCUCUCUCUCUCUCUCCUGGCCUCUCUCUCUCUCUCUCUCUCUCUCUCUCUCUCUCUCGCUCUCUCUCUCGCUCUCUCUCUCUUCCUGUCAAUUUCAAUUUAAGGGUCUUUAUCUUUAUUGGGAAACAUAUGUUUACAUUGCCAAAACAAGUGAAAUAGAUAAUAAACAAAAGUGAAAUAAACAAUACAAAAAUGAACAGUAAACAUUAAACUCAUAAAAGUUCCAAAAGAAUAAAGACAUUUCAAAUGUCAUAUUAUGUCUAUAUACAGUGUUGUAACGAUCUUUAUCUCUUCCUGUCUCUCUCUCUCUCUUUAUCUGUCACUCACUCACACACACACACACACACACUGUGAACCCUGUAGUUAACAGAUGCUGCCCCAUGUCUGAGGGCGAUGGGGUUGUAACAUAUGGCUCCCUGUGAGUGGGCAUGUGUAGGGCUGGAGGGGGGUGAGGGCCGGGGGAGAGAGAGGGAGGAGAGGAGAGGAAGAAGAGAUGUCAGUAAGGUGGAAGAUUCCCCCUUCUCUCUCCCUCUGGGUUGAGCAACAGCAACACUACAGAAUAUGCCUGUUGAGUUGUUGAAAAAAUCAACAUGUCACAAAUAAAUUUAAUCAACCUGAAAAAUGUAAUCUGUGUAUGUCUUUGUCUGUUAGCAUAAUGUGUGUGUACGCUUCAAGAAGAGUGUGUCUGCAUGUGACUGUGCGUCUGUGAUUUCUAUUGUAAUAACACCUAAACAGACUCUCUCUCUUGUCGCAGAUCUGGCCAUGCAGCUGAACCAGGGAAAGUAUGAGUACAACGGAUCCUGUGGGUAAGUGCUGCUGCUCCUUCCUUCCACUCCUUUAUCCUCUCUCCAUCCCCCUCCCUCUCCAUCCCGUUUAGCCUCUCUCCAUCCCCCCCUCCUUCCACGCCUUUAUCCUCUCUCCAUCCCCCCCCCCGUCACCCUUUACCCUCUCCACCCCCCCCUCCUUCUCCCUUUGAUCCCUCUCCAUCCCCCCCCUCCUUCCACUCCUUUAUCCUCCUCCAUCCCCCCCCUCCUUCAUCCCUUAUCGCUCUCUCAACCCCCUCCCCUUCACCUUUUAUCCUCUUCCAUCCCCCACCCUCCUUCAUCGCCUUUAUCCUCCUCCAUCACCUCCCUCCUUCACGCUUUAUCCUCGUCCAUCCCCCUCCCCUUCCACUGCUUUAUCCUCCUCCAUCCCCCCCCCUCCUUCAUCCUUACCUCUCUCCAUCCCCCUCCCUCCUUCCAAUGCUUUAUCCUCUCUCCAUCCACCCUCCCCUCUUCCACUGCUUUAAUCCUCUCUCCAUCCCCCUCCCUCCUUCCAUCUUUAUCCUCUCUCCAUCCCCCCUCCUCCUUCCACUGCUUUAUCCUCUCUCCUCCCCCUCCCCCUCCCUUCAUCCCUUUAUCCUCUCUCCAUCCCCCACCCUCCUUCCACUCCCUUUAAUCCUCUCUCCAUCCCCCUCCCUCCUUCCAUCCCUUUAUCCUCUCUCCAUCCCCCACCCUCCUUCAUCCCUUUAUCCCUCUCCAUCCUCCUCCCUCCUUCCACUCCUUUAUCCUCUCUCCAUCCCCCUCCCUCCUUCCACUCCUUUAUCCUCUCUCCAUCCCCUCCCUCCCUCCUUUCACUCCUUUAUCCUCUCUCCAUCCCCCCACCCUCCUUCAUCCCUUUAUCCUCUCUCCAUCCCCCUCCCUCCUUCAUCCCUUUAUCCUCUCUCCAUCCCCCCCCCUCCUUCCACUCCUUUAUCCUCUCUCCAUCCCCCUCCCUCCUUCAUCCCUUUAUCCUCUCUCCAUCCCCCUCCCUCCUUCCACUCCUUUAUCCUCUCUCCAUCCCCCACCCUCCUUCAUCCCUUUAUCCUCUCUCCAUCCCCCUCCCUCCUUCCACUGCUUUAUCCUCUCUCCAUCCCCCUCCCUCCUUCCACUGCUUUAUCCUCUCUCCAUCCCCCUCCCUCCUUCAUCCUUUAUCCCUCUCCAUCCCCCUCCCUCCUUCCAAUGCUAUAUCCUCUCUCCAUCCCCCUCCCUCCUUCCACUGCUUUAUCCUCUCUCCAUCCCCCUCCCUCCUUCCACUGCUUUAUCCUCUCUCCAUCCCCCUCCCUCCUUCCACUGCUUUAUCCUCUCUCCAUCCCCCUCCCUCCUUCAUCCCUUUAUCCUCUCUCCAUCCCCCACCCUCCUUCCACUCCUUUAUCCUCUCUCCAUCCCCCUCCUCCUUCCAUCCUUUAUCUCUCUCCAUCCCCCACCCUCCUUCAUCCCUUUAUCCUCUCUCCAUCCCCCUCCCUCCUUCCAUCCCUUUAUCUCCCCCUUCCUCUCUGAAAGCUCAUCAAUUAAAGCGUUUCACAUCUCAUAAGUGGUUUCCGGCUGGCUCACUCUGCCACUAUCUCACUGAUGGGGCUCCCUGCUCCCCUCCUCUUAUCCUCUCUUGCUCUCUCACUCUCUUGCGCGCUCUCUCUCUACCCCCCCCAUCUCUCUUCCUUUGACCUUGGGAUUUCACUACUAAAGUCAGAUACAGUUUAAGUCAGAAGUUUACAUACACUAGGUUGGAGUCAUUAAAACUUGUUUUUCAACCACUCCACAAAUUUCUUGUUAACAAACUAUAGUUUUGGCAACUCGGUUAGGACAUCUACUUUGUGCAUGACACAAGUAAUUUUUCCAACAAUUGUUUACAGACAGAUUAUUUCACUUAUAAUUCACUGUAGCACAAUUCCAGUGGGUCAGAAGUUUACAUACACUAAGUUGACUGUGCCUUUAAACAGCUUGGAAAAUUCCAGAAAAUGAUGUCAUGGCUUUAGAAGCUUCUGAUAGGCUAAUUGACAUCAUUUGAGUCAAUUGGAGGUGUACCUGUGGAUGUAUUUCAAGGCCUACCUUCAAACUCAGUGCCUCUUUGCUUGACAUCAUGGGAAAAUCAAAAGAAAUCAGCCAAGACCUCAGAAAAAAAGUUGUAGACCUCCACAAGUCUGGUUCAUCCUUGGGAGAAAUUUCCAAACGCCUGAAGGUACCACAUUGAUCUGUACCACGUUCAAACAAUAGUACGCAAGUAUAAACACCAUGGGACCACGCAGCCGUCAUACUGCUCAGGAAGGAGACGCGUUCUGUCUCCUAGAGAUGAACAUACUUUGGUGCGAAAAGUGCAAAUCAAUCCCAGAACAACAGCAAAGGACCUUAUGAAGAUGCUGGAGGAAACAGGUACAAAAGUAUCUAUAUCCACAGUAAAACGAGUCCUAUAUCGACAUAACCUGAAAGGCCGCUCAGCAAGGAAGAAGCCAAAACCACCAAAACCGCCAUAAAAAAGCCAGACUACGGUUUACAACUGCACAUGGGGACAAAGAUCGUACUUUUUGGAGAAAUGUCCUCUGGUCUUAUGAAACAAAAAUAGAACUGUUUGGCCUUAAUGACCAUCUUUAUGUUUGGAGGAAAAAGGGGGCUGUUGCAAGCCGAAGAACACCAUCCCAACCGUGAAGCACGGGGUGGCAGCAUCAUGCUGUGGGGGUGCUUUGCUGCAGGAGGGACUGGUGCACUUCACAAAAUAGAUUGCAUCAUGAGGAAGGAAAUGAUGUGGAUAUAUUGAAGCAACAUCUCAAGACAUCAGUCAGGAAGUUAAAGCUUGGUCACAAAUGGGUCUUCCAAAUGGACAAUGACCCCAAGCAUACUUCCAAAGUUGUGGCAAAAUGGCUUAAGGACAACAAAGUCACGGUAUUGGAGUGGCCAUCACAAAGCCCUGACCUCAAUCCUAUAGAAAAUGUGUGGGCAGAACUGAAAAAGCGUGUGCGAGCAAGGAGGCCUACAAACCUGACUCAGGAGGAAUGGGCCAAAAUUCACCCAACUUAUUGUGUGGAAGCUUGUGGAAGGCUACCCAAAACGUUUGACCCAAGUUAAACAAUUUAAAGGCAAUGCUACCAAAUACUAAUUGGUAGACCCACUGGGAAUGUGAUGAAAGAAAUAAAAGCUGAAAUAAAAAAUUAUCUAAAUUAUUAUUAAGUGAUGAUCCUAACUGACCUAAGACAGGGAAUUUUUACUAGGAUUUGUGAAAAACUGAGUUGAAAUGUAUUUGGCUAAGGUGUAUGUAAACUUCCGACUUCAACUGUAUUUCCUAUGCAAAGAGAUCAGUAAUGACAGUAACACCCCUAUCUCCUAAUGUUCUUCUAAUGUGACUUUUUCUAAUGUGACUUUCACCCUUAACUAAUGUCGCAUACACACACACACACACACACACACACACACACACACACACACACACACACACACACACACACACACAGGGCUCUCCUAAUGCGUCUCCCGUCCUAACUCAGCUGGUACACACGCAGGGUAGAAUCACAAUCAUUGUCAUCAUCAUUAGGAUUCAGGCUAACUUACUGUAAUAGUGUGAGCAGGAAUAUAAAUGAUCUAGCACUAAUUAUCCUUUUUGUACUGAUCGAUACAACCACCAAUCCAUUUAUCUUGAUAUGGAAAAUAGCAAUGCACCAUCUCUACAACACGAUUUAGAUGUAGUUGUUAAACGAUCAGAAAACACUGUAUAACACAUUUAUAAACACUAUACUAGCACUUUACAGAAAGUGUUUAGAGCAGCAAUCAGCAGUUGAAACAAUAACAAAAACAUCCCUGCCCCUGUUUUGGUAAAAAGCUGAGGGAUGGGGCUGGAGAAAUGUAACCACUCUCAAAUUCACAGACAGAGCUAUGGAUGCAAGGACUGGCCAUCCAUGAUAUCAAAAUGAUAGUUUUAACCACGUUUUGAGGCUAUAUAGUGUUUGUUUACGUUUACUUUGUUUACAAACAUUGGAGUAAAAUAAGCUUAUAUUUUGGGUUCUGAUGGGGUACGUCAGUUGAACUAAGCUCAUGAGGUAUUUAUAAGUUAUAUUCUUCAAAAAUCAAUGGGUGCAUAUCAUGAAUGUAUACAUCAAAAAAUGGAUGUAGCAACUGCAGAUUGCCCCUUUAAGAGUUUGAAUUUUUGUUUUAACCCUGCUGGGCCACCAUCCCUCCUCUCUCUUCCCAGGUAUCUGUUGAAGCCAGACUUCAUGCGUCGCUCAGACAGGAUGUUUGACCCCUUCUCAGAGACACCUGUGGACGGGGUUAUUGCUGCUACCUGCAGUGUACAGGUACGAGGUCAGGAGUUCCAAGUUCACAGCACAGAGAGGGAUAUGGAGGUAGAUGGGGCUUAUUGUAGUGGAUCUGCACAUAAUCACUGGAUUAAUAAGAAACCAAGAGAGAAAAGCAAUACAUGUGCUGGGAAGAUCGGAAACCUGAAGUUCACUUGUGUGAAGUUCACUAUUUUACAACUUCAUGUUAGAUGGUUCCUCACCCUGAAAGUAGUCUAUGGGCCAGGAGAAACUGUCAUCUAUGGUUCAGUUUUCUUUAAACAGCCAUUACAAACUUCAGCUAACUUUAGCCACCGCUAGCUAAAAAUCCAUGUAAGUGAUGUGAGCAUGUUUUAAAAAAUGAUGUCCAAUCAUUUGUCCAUUACAAAAAAGUGCAAAGAAAGUUGUAUUUGAUUGUAUUAUAUUGUAUUUCAUUGUUGUUUGACUGGAUGUGUAUGUUCUCAGGUGUUCUCUGGUCAGUUCCUGUCUGAUAAGAAGAUUGGGACCUACGUAGAGGUGGACAUGUACGGGUUGCCCACGGAUACCAUCCGCAAAGAGUUCCGCACGCGCAUGGUGAUGAACAACGGCCUGAACCCCGCCUACAACGAAGAACCUUUCGUCUUCAGGAAGGUACAGAGGAGGAGAGGAGAGAGGGAUGGGUGA
Messenger RNA from Coregonus sp. 'balchen', 16395 nucleotides. The record is from the annotation of a GenBank genome assembly. Lineage: Eukaryota; Metazoa; Chordata; Actinopteri; Salmoniformes; Salmonidae.